Messenger RNA from Tarenaya hassleriana, 1317 nucleotides. Its product is annotated as BES1/BZR1 homolog protein 3. Bases 127 to 1011 code for a protein of 294 amino acids. The record is from RefSeq and is a predicted model, not a curated record. Gene Ontology annotation, molecular function: DNA-binding transcription factor activity. Gene Ontology annotation, biological process: brassinosteroid mediated signaling pathway; DNA-templated transcription. NCBI's taxonomy places the organism in Eukaryota, Viridiplantae, Streptophyta, Magnoliopsida, Brassicales, Cleomaceae. The transcript is spliced from 2 exons.
GAAAAAAAAAACUAAGAAACAGAAACCUCGGGGAAAAACCGAAACAGAGAAAGGAAGAAGAAUACCGCCAAAAUCUCCCACUCCGGAGAGAAAUCGGCCUCUCUACUCCGGACGGCGAGGUGAAAGAUGACGUCGGGGACUAGGACGCCGACGUGGAAGGAGAGGGAGAACAACAAGCGGAGGGAGCGGCGGAGGAGAGCGAUCGCGGCGAAGAUCUUCGCCGGACUCCGGAUGUACGGUAACUACAAGCUUCCCAAACACUGCGAUAACAACGAAGUCCUCAAAGCACUCUGCAAAGAAGCUGGUUGGACCGUCGAAGAAGACGGUACCACGUACCGGAAGGGAUGCAAACCAGUCAAUCGAAUGGAUAUCAUUGGUGGCUCUACAUCGGCCAGCCCUUGCUCUUCCUAUCAACCCAGCCCACGUGCCUCCUACAAUCCGAGCCCUUCGUCUUCAUCUUUCCCGAGCCCCCGGGCAUCUCAUUACCCUUCCUCUACGAACCCGUUUGGCGAUGCCAACUCACUGAUUCCAUGGCUCAAGAACCUCUCCUCCAACUCUCCGACCAAACUCCCUUUCUUCCAUGGCAGCUCGAUCAGUGCUCCUGUCACUCCACCCCUAGCAUCACCUAUGGCUGGAAGCCCUACUCGUUGUCAAGUAAACAUUCCUGACUCUGGAUGGCUCUCGGGGAUGCAGACCCCACAGAGCGGUCCUUCCUCUCCGACAUUCAGCUUAGUCUCUCGUAACCCGUUUUUCGAGAAAGAGGCCUUUAAGGCCAGAGACUGUUCUCCAAUGUGGACACCGGGCCAGAGUGGGAACUGUUCCCCUGCCAUCCCUGCUGGUGCUGAUCAAACAGCCGAUGUCCCAAUGGCAGAUGGGAUGGCGGUCGAGUUUGCGUUCGGGUGCAACCCUAGAACAACAGGGCUGGUUAAGCCUUGGGAAGGGGAAAGGAUACACGAGGAAUGCGCACCAGACGAUCUAGAGCUCACUCUUGGCAACUCAAGAACCAGGUGAGAUAUAUACUUUCUAAGCACUAGCUUCAACUCCGGUGUUCUGUUUUCUCCCAAGGACUUACUUAUUCAUCGGUUAUCUUUGUCGGUUUAUUCGGUGUUGAGGUGUGAAAGAAGAGAAAAGGAGAAAGGAGAAAACGUUGCCAUUGAGUUCUUUUGAGCUGUUUUUCUUCGUUUUUGGCUUUUGUCCCGAGUUGUAGGUAGAGAGGAUUUGGCUGUUCAAUUACUCAUAUGAUUAGAGGAACCCCUGAAUGUUUUGUGGUUUAAAGUUCAUUACUUUUGUGAAAAUCUCCGCAUUUCCUUUACAAAA